AUGAGCUUUGUAGAACAUUUGCUGGAUCUAGUAGUUUAUCUGUUUUUUUCGAAAUCUUCAAUCACUGUCUUCUGCGAGAUUAAUCUCUCGUCCUUCAUAAUGUGGGAAUGUGUUAUCAACAGUAAUUUGGGAGCAUUGAAAAAAAUGCUGAAAUGUGGAGUCGAUCCCAAUAUCACUGAUGAGAAUGGGGAACCUCUGAUUUUUACCAUUAUUGUUAAUGGAGAUUUGGAAUUACUGAAGAUGUUGUUGGUUUACUGUGAUGUCAACAUUGAAAACAAAGAUGGAAGAUCUGCUCUGAUGCUGGCUAUUGAAAUGGACGAUGUGGAAAUGAUCAAAGCAUUGAUCAAAGCAGGGGCUCGAGUGAACAAGAGUGAUAAUUCCGGUAAAACCCCCUUGUUAUUGGCUUUGGAGGAAGGAAAAUUCAGAAUCGCUGAAUACCUUAUCAAACAUGGAAGUGACGUGAAUGAAAUGGAUUGUCUUGGUCAAACAGCCCUACAUCUCGUUGCUAUGGGGGAACACAAUGACUGUACGAAAAUCGUUAAAAUCCUGUUUCACUGCGGAUACGUGAUGAAAGAGGCAGAUAAGUGGAUAUGUCUUGAGGAUCUGAUAGGCAAUAAACGUCUUCAGUCUAAAGACGCAAAACUGCUUCACAAAAUCAAAACAUUUUGGAAGAGUUUCGUACGGGAAUACAAUGUGAUACCAAGAGAGUCUUGAAACGUCUGCCACACAUUUAUUUUCUGCACCUCUGCAGAUACUCUUAAAUAUAGAUGAAGAUUGACUGAGAUUAGAAAGCAAUGGGGACUUGCUCUAAUUAGAAGUCGAUGAUAUCCUCUUGUAAGAAGAAGUCGAUGAGAACCAACUAUCACAUGAAGUCGAUGGGAACUGGCUGUGAAUAAGCAUACAAUCUCAUGAAGAAAUUUCGAAGGAGCGUUUUGCAUGAGGUCGCCAACAACUUGGCCAACAGAAAAUUUGUAGUCUGGUAUACAAAUCAUAAUCACUAAACGCCUCGUCUGUUGUAUAGAGAAAGGAUUCAAAAAGACGGUUAAAUAGCUAUGUCAGAAAUAGCCGUUAUCACACUAAUUACUCGGGGACAGUUUGAUGAGGAGAGGAAAUGCGUCGUUCCGGAUAACAUCCGAUGCAAUAAGAAUUUGUUUUUGUUUAUUGCAUAUUGAUUAGUAUAGGAUUCUGGAAGCAUAAUAGAAGUAUUUUACAACCAUUUAGUUCUAUUCAAUGCAGAAUCGAUGUAGUAUGACUAAUAAAGCAAU
Molecule: messenger RNA, 1265 nt
Organism: Ostrea edulis (European flat oyster)
Lineage: Eukaryota; Metazoa; Mollusca; Bivalvia; Ostreida; Ostreidae
Product: serine/threonine-protein phosphatase 6 regulatory ankyrin repeat subunit C-like
Exons: 4
Coding region: 1-714 (237 amino acids)
Molecular function (GO): protein binding
Source: RefSeq, a predicted model, not a curated record